ACGGGUCAGCUAGGUAUGGAGAGCCCGAUCCUCAGGGCUCGGUGCCCGGUGCAAGAGCAGCGUGCCCGCUGGGAGCGGAAACGCUCCUGCACAGCCCGGGAGCUGCUGGAGACCGAGCGGCGCUACCAGGAACAGCUGGGGCUGGUGGCCACGUAUUUCGUGGGGAUUCUGAGAGCCAAGGGCACCCUGCGACCACCAGAGCGCCAGGCCUUGUUUGGGCCCUGGGAGCUCAUUUACAGCGCCAGCCAAAAGUUGCUUCCUUACCUGGAAGGAGGGCACUGGGGACGGGGGCUGGAGGGCUUCUGUCCCCACCUGGAGCUGUACACCCAGUUUGCUGAGAAUGCAGAGAGGUCCCGGACAACCCUGCAGGAACAAUUAAAGAAAAGCAAACGUUUCCGGAGAUUUGUAAGGCUCCAGGAAGGCCGCCCUGAAUUUGGGGGCCUUCAGCUCCAGGACCUGCUCCCGCUGCCUCUGCAGAGGCUCCAGCAGUAUGAAAAUCUUGUUGUUGCUUUGGCUGAAAACACAAGUCCCAACAGCCCUGACCACCAACAGCUCACACGGGCUGCUCGGCUGAUAAGUGAGACCGCCCAGAGAGUCCACGCCAUUGGUCAGAAACAGAAGAACGACCAGCACCUCCGGCGUGUCCAGGCUCUUCUCAGUGGACGCCAGGCAAAGGGGAUCACAUCAGGUCGCUGGUUCCUACGCCAGGGCUGGCUGUUGGUGGUGCCUCCCCGUGGGAAACCUCGGCCCCGAAUGUUCUUCCUCUUCUCUGAUGUGCUUCUCAUGGCCAAGCCUCGACCUGCAUUGCACCUGCUGCAGCAUGGCACCUUCACUUGCCGGGCCCUCUACCCCAUGGCCCAGUGUCAACUCCACAAGGUCUUUGGCCACUCCGGAGGCCCUUGUGGUGGACUGCUCAAUCUGUCCUUUCCCCACGAGAAGCUACUGCUUAUGUCCACAGACCAGGAGGAGCUGUUGCACUGGUCCCACAGCCUGACUCUGGCCAUCAGCAGCCAGAAGAACUAGAAGAAUCUUACAAAUUCCAGAACCCAGGAUACUUCAGGGAUCAGUCAGGAGCACAAAACUACACAAAACACAGAAC
This is a messenger RNA of Pteronotus mesoamericanus, 1099 nucleotides long. It is a transcript of the gene ARHGEF39, whose product is annotated as Rho guanine nucleotide exchange factor 39. Gene Ontology annotation, biological process: positive regulation of cell migration. Gene Ontology annotation, cellular component: plasma membrane. The coding region runs from base 16 to 1023 and encodes 335 amino acids. The record is from RefSeq and is a predicted model, not a curated record. The transcript is spliced from 9 exons. Gene Ontology annotation, molecular function: guanyl-nucleotide exchange factor activity. Lineage: Eukaryota; Metazoa; Chordata; Mammalia; Chiroptera; Mormoopidae.